AUGGAAUACCAAAACUCAGUCAAGGAUUAUAUAAAACGGGCUACUAAUAUCAAGCAGAUGGACGUCAAUUCUACAGUCUGCCAAAUGCUUUAUAUCUGUUUUGCGCCUCAAAAACUUGCCAGACUGACUGCUAUGAGAAAAAGUAAAGAAUAUUUAGCUGCGAAAAAUCAAUGGGCAAGGGACGACCCAGCCUUUGUAGUUAUGCUGAUGCUAGGACUGACUGUUGCUUCGUUUUGUUAUGCUUUGACGUUUAAUAAGUAUUUUGUUAUGUAGAGAUGGGUUUUUUGGGAUUUUUAGGACGAUUUUUUAUUGCGUUUGUGUGUAUUUUUUGGGAUUAGGGGCUGUGAUAUCAUAUGUAAAUUUGUAAGGAAUAAUAUUAGACGAAUUGCAGAAAAUCAUUUGAAAGAGAAAAAUAGUAGAUAUUCAGGGGCUGCUGGGAAGCUUGAGUGACUUUAUUGCUUUGAUAUACAUUGCAACUCGUUUUUGCCUGUCUUUUUGAUAGUUUAUGUUUUACAGUAUUUUUUCCUGCCUCUUUUAGUGAUGGAGAACUUUUUUAGUGUAUGUUUGGCUAAUUUUUUGGUUAUUGGGUCCUUUUGCUAUUAUCAUUAUUUGACGUGUCAAGGAUUCGGGACAUUACCUUUUCUUAAAAACACAGAAAUUUAUUUAGCACCUAUUUUGGGAUUGAUUCCUUUAGGAGUGAUUUGUAUUGCGCUUAGGAUUAAUCUUACGACUGCAAUUAUCUCUAUGCAUUUUUAA
Messenger RNA from Blepharisma stoltei, 756 nucleotides. The record is from the annotation of a GenBank genome assembly. NCBI's taxonomy places the organism in Eukaryota, Ciliophora, Heterotrichea, Heterotrichida, Blepharismidae.